Ctenocephalides felis (cat flea) is the source of this 657-nucleotide messenger RNA. Its product is annotated as leucine-rich repeat-containing protein 51-like. The record is from RefSeq and is a predicted model, not a curated record. Lineage: Eukaryota; Metazoa; Arthropoda; Insecta; Siphonaptera; Pulicidae. Gene Ontology annotation, molecular function: protein binding. The transcript has 4 exons. The coding region runs from base 1 to 657 and encodes 218 amino acids.
AUGGCAGUUUUUAAUACAACAGAGGCGCAAUCGGUUGAUGUUACUAAUAGUAUCCAUGAAGAUGCUGAAUUGGGGCCUGACAAAGAUGAACUAAAAAUUCUUGAAUCUAGUCGACCAUGUGAUUACUCAUUUAGACAGAUUGAUAGUUUGGAUUACUUUGAGAAGUUACCCGCGAAUGAAGUGGACGCUCAAAAACCUCGAGCAUUUCGUUUGGGAGGUCUGCCAAAAAUUGGGCGCAAUGCCCGCUAUCUUUCCUUAUCGAUUUGGCUCAAUAACAACCGCUUGACAAAUUUGGAAUAUUUGGAUAAAUUUACAAAAUCAAUUUUGGUGUAUCCUAAUCUGCUCAGCUGGCUGGAUAUAUCUCACAACCGCAUAAAUGAAAUAAACGAUGUUAUUGCGACAUUUCAGAAUUUGAAGAUUUUAUACUUGCAUCAUAAUGAUCUUCGAUCGAUAAAAUCUAUUCUAAUUUUGAGAAACUUGCCAAAACUUAGAAAUUUGACAUUCGCCGGAAAUCCUAUAGAGCAGAGCACGGAAAAUUACCGAAUAUUCAUAGCACAUUUAUUUCCCAACAUUAUUAAAUUAGAUUUUACGCUUGUGACAAUUGAAGAAAAAACCUCACCUGCACCAGCUGCUUUUUACAGGGUUAUGAACCUAUAG